Molecule: messenger RNA, 3099 nt
Organism: Rotaria sordida
Lineage: Eukaryota; Metazoa; Rotifera; Eurotatoria; Philodinida; Philodinidae
Source: the annotation of a GenBank genome assembly
AUGACUGAUGUAUUAUUUGAACCAAAUCCUCGAUUAAAGAAUAAAGCAUUAUUUACUGCUAAUACAUUACUCAAUAUUGAAGAUAGAACAAUAAAAAUUAGUAUAAUUAAUGCAACGAAUCGACAACAAACGCUUUCCGAAGGAACCAAAUUAUGUAUAGUUACACAAUUACCUUCUACAAUUGGUGUCACCAUGCCAUCAAAUUAUUUAACAGAACGCAUUCCGGAAGGAAAAGCAAACAAAUGUUAUCCUGAAGAAAUUAUACAACAAAUAAACAAAUUAACCGAACAUAUUAGUGAUGGUAAACAGCGAGAACAAAUUUUUAAAAUUUUAUGGAAAUAUGAAAAAUUAUUUGACAUUAGAAAAUCAUCAAAAAUUAACAUUGUUUUAAAAAAUGCUAUCAAUACUGGUUCACAUCGGCCAAUUCACACUCCACCAUAUAGAAAAUCCAACAAAGACCAAGAAAUCUUAAGGAAAGAAACAGAAAAAUUAUUAAAAAAUGGAAUUAUUGCACAUUCAACAUCUCCAUGGUCUUCACCAGUCGUAUUAGUUAAAAAGAAGGAUGGAACAACAAGAUUUUGCAUCGAUUAUCGUCAUUUAAACCAAAUUACAACAAAAGAUGCUUUUCCUCUACCAAUAAUUGAUGAUAUUUAUGACCAAUUAACCAAAGCAACAUAUUUUACAAAAUUCGAUUUCAAAGAAGGUUAUUUUCAAGUGCCAUUAGACAAAGCAGAUCGACCAAAAACAGCAUUUUCAACUCGAGAUGAAUGUUUUCAAUUUAGAGUAUUACCACAAGGCCUUACUAAUGGACCACCAACAUUUCAACGUAUUGUUAAUCAAAUAUUAGAUCCAAAUAGAUGGAAACAUGUACUCGUCUAUAUUGAUGAUAUUAUUAUUUACUCAAAAAAUUUUAAUGAACACUUAAAACAUAUUGAAGAAGUAUGUUCAUUAUUACAGGAAGCAAAUUUUAAAUUAAAUAUUGAAAAAUGUGAAGUCGCAAGAACAGAAAUAUUAUUUCUUGGACAUGUAAUUAAAGUCGGUACUAUUAAACCUGAUCCGAACAACAUUCGUGGUUUGGCUGAUAGACGAGAACCAAUAUCAGCUGAAGAAGCAUUCAGAUUAGUCAAAGCAACAGAAUAUUAUAGAAAAUUUAUUCCAAAAUUCUCUACCAUUGCUGCACUACUACAUAAAUAUUCUCCAGCAAUAAUACAACAACAAAAUAUUAAUAAAAAAGGGAAAUUUGAAUUAUCUGCUGAAGCCAGAACAGCAUUUCACGAACUCAAGAAAAUCUUAACAAUUGAUCUUACUCUUGAUUUAUCUGAUGAUACAUUACCAUUUAAAUUACAAACUGAUGCUUCUGGAGAUGGAAUUGGCACUGUUCUAUUACAAAUUACUCCCAAUGGUGAUCGACCAUUAGCAUACAUGUCAAAGAAAUUAACAAAAACACAAACUAAUUGGCCAACAAUCGAACAAGAAUGUUAUGCAAUAGUACAAGCAAUAGAAAAAUGGGACAAAUAUCUUCGUGGACAUGAAUUUAUAUUAGAAACUGAUCAUGAACCAUUAGUUCAUUUUGCAAACAAAGAACAAUUAAAUAAAAGAUGUGAACGAUGGCGACUAAAAUUAGCUGAAUAUCGAUACAAGGUGAAACACAUCCAAGACAAGAAGAACAAUAUGGCAGAUUAUCUUUCAAGAUCACCAGUCGAAAUAGCUGAAGAAGAUAUGGAGGAACGAACUCAAUAUGAAUCAACAUCAACACAAACAGAUUUAUCAUUUUCAUCAUCAAAUAAUAAUUUAAUUCUAUUAAAAAUAACAACGGCAAUUACUAGAGCUCAAGCCAAAUUGCAACAACAACCAAUGACAACAUCAUCGAUUACAUCAACAGAUGAUAAAAUAGAUGAGCUCAUCCCACAAUGGAAAGUAGCAAUUGAUAAAGAAUCGAUAGCAAAGCUAUCAGAUGAAAAUCCAAAUCAGAUCAUACCAUUUGAUAUGGAUGACUUAAGGAAAUGUCAAGAACAAGACAAGACAAUACAAGAAAUAAACAAGAAUCAACCAACACUUUCACCAGUGCCAUACGUUCCAGAAGGACGAAUACGUGCUGAUAUAUUAAAAAUUUAUCAUGAUACACCUGCUAAUGGAGCUCAUUUUAGACGUGAUAAAACAAUAAGGAAAAUUCAAGAGCGUUAUUACUGGCCAACGAUGAUAGCUGAUAUUAGAAAUCACUUAAAGUCAUGCUUACCAUGUGCGCAAAACAAUUAUCGUCGUCAAAAAUUAUCAGGAAAAUUAAAACCAAUACCACCACCUAAAGGAAUAUGGAAAUUAUUAAGUAUGGAUUGUCAUGAUGUAUUAUCAAAGUUUGUUAUUACAAAAGCUGUUCGAGAUUGUUCAGCAACAACAGCAGUGAAAUUUCUUAUUAAUGAUGUUAUAUUAAAAUAUGGAACCUCAACAUGUAUUCUAACUGAUAAUGGCACUCAUUUUACUUCUCAACUUAUGAACAAAUUAUUUGAAAGUCUUGGAAUUACUCAUUUAUACUCCACAGAGUAUCAUCCACAGACAAAUGGACAAAUCGAACGAUUUAAUGCUACAAUGGGUGGAAAAAUCUCCGCUUUAUGUAAUGAACGACGUACAAACUGUGAUGAAGUAUUACAAUUUGUUACAUUCAAUUAUAAUGCAUCAAUACAUGCAACAAUAAAGCAAACACCAUUUGAAAUGAUGCAUGGACGACAAGCCACUCUUCCAUUCGAUCAACAAUAUGAAAUUAUUUCGCUCACACAAGAUCCAGAGUAUAGUCAAAAAAUUAGAACAUAUCUUGAAAAAUUAGUAAAUGAAGCUCGGAAUAAUAUUAUAAAAAAUCAACAAUAUAAGGCUCAAUAUGAUUUACACAGACGAGAUUUAGUAUUAAAAGCCAAUGAUUUAGUUUUAGCAAAAACAAAAAAUGUUAGAAACAACUUUGAUAUACGAUAUGAAGAUCCAUUUAAAAUUAUUAAACAAUUAGGGAGCAAAACAUUUAUUGUCCAACAUGUCAAGAAAUUAGCAUUAACAAGACAAGUGACGAUGGACGUUAUCAUUCCAUUGGUGGAACGAUGGAAUUUAAUUCAAUAA